GCUACAUGUGUAGCUACUUUUGCUACGAGGAUAAUCAGGCAAUGAAUCACAUUCAUUCGUUCGCUCGUUGUUGAACGUGGCCCAACUCUCGCAAUGGGCUGCCCCUCUUGCAAACGGGAAACCACUCCCACAGUUAGCGCUGGUCAGCCCCAUUCGCUCUGAGAACAGAGGCAGCACAAGACUGUGAGGAGUGGGGGACCCGAACUGACAUCUCAUUCCUGCAGCAACCUCGCCAGCAGCGGCAGCAGCACAAAGUGUGGCUCAGUCUUUACUCGCCUAACAAAAGUUCCAACAACCCUUCUCGGCUCUGUGCGUCUGUUCCUUGUGUCAAGUAGUGUGGCCUGUCAGUAAAGAGACCCUGAUUUUUCCAGAGCUGUGCCACAGCUUAUGUUGAAUUCAUUCAUCAGCUACCGUUUGUGUUCACGUUCCAAUGGAGCUAGAGUCUCAAAUGCACAAGAUGGCCCUGUCUGGAGGGCCUGCUCAUCAGCCAUGCAUGAAGUGUCAGGAGAACUGUUCGGGCUUUGAGCUCCACACUUGGAGAAAGUCGUGCGCCCGCUGUUGGUGCGGCCCCGAGGAGCACGGGGUGGACAGCGACGUCGCCGAGGACCAGCGGCUCGGCUGGCUGCUCGCCGGCUCGCGGCACGCGCACAUGGCGGCCAGGAGGAGGGCAGACGCCGAGGGCGGCGCCGAGGGGGCCCUCCGCUACGUCUACAAGCGCCACCGCAUGAUCAUCACGCGGCCGCUCACCUCGCGCAAGGACCCCACCUUCGAGAGCCUGGCAUACGAGUGGGUGCCACCCGGAGUGAGCCAGGCGCUGGCGGUGGGCUUCAUGAGUGCCUUGCCGGACGACAAGCAGCCGGUGGCGGGCACGGAGGGCGAGCGCUACCGCCAGAGGCAGCUGUGCCGCCAGCUGCCGCCCCACGACCGCGACCCGUCGCUCUGCCACGACCUCUCGCCCGCCGAGGUCCGCGCCGCGGCCGAGUUCGCUCGGCGGUGCGCGGCCGAGACGCUGGCGGUCGGCGCCGUGUGCCGACCCAAGGACUUCAUCGCUCAGCUGCAGCAGGCACAAGACAAGGACGGGACCAGAGGCGAGGGAAAACAAGGCGAUAAGAACAGCACUGACCAAGAGGAAUCAUCUCCCAAAGAAUUUCUGUGUCCCACGUGUGGCCUGAGCGUGGGCGUGGAGGAGCCGGCGGUGCUGGCUCGGCUCGGGGCCGACCCCCUGGCCUGGCACCCCGCCUGCUUCUCCUGCAGCGAGUGCUCCGAGCUGCUCGUCGACCUCAUCUACUUCCCGCACGGGGACCGCCCGCUCUGUGGCCGCCACUACGGGGAGGCACUCUUCCCACGGUGCCCGGCGUGCGACGAGCUCAUCUUCUCCCAGGACUGCGUGCGCAUCGGCGGGAGAGCCUGGCACAGGAAGCACUUCAGCUGCGCCGCUUGCGACGCCACGCUGCCCGAGGAGCCGUGCAGCGUUGACGAUGGGGAGCGGCUCCUGUGCCGGCAGUGCAAGGGCAGCGCCGCAGCCGGGCCCCGGCUCGGCGUCUGAGUCCACGCGGUGUCGUCCGGGACGCACGCACGCACUAACGUACGUGUAACACGCACGUUGGUACGGACGUUGGUACGGACGUUAGUACGUACCAACGCGCGCACUAACGUACGCUAACACGUACGUUGGUACGGACGUGCGCGACCGUCGUUGUGACCCGGCGGGUGACACCAGCUUAUGGCACACACAAAGCGGUGAAACCCAGCCGACAAAGAGCAGUGUGAAAGACCAGAAUAUGAGAAGCGUCAUAUGUACGGUGCAAAAGACAAGUGUCAUAUUCGAAUCUAUCAUCCCAGUGCAGCGUAUAGGACCAGCUCAAAAGACGAACAUUUGAGUCUACUGUCUGAGAUCCAAGUAUAUGAUGAGUGUCAUAUGCUCGAAAUGCAAGAACAGCGUGCAUGAGCAGUGUUAUAUGACCGGCAUUGAACCCUAACACCUGAGUUAAGAUUAUGAUACCGGCAUAACGGAUGAGCAGUGAAACGCAGCGUACAAUAGCGGUGUACGAGACCAGAUACGACGAGGGUCCGAGAUAGCAAUACAAGAACGGUGUGCACGGUCGCCAUUUACGCUGAGCAUAUGAGGCCAGCAUCCAAGAGCAGAAUUGGAAUCUCUUGCUCGAGAUCAAAAGAGGUCAGGAUAAGAGACAAUAAUUUAAUCCCAGCCGAUGAGAUCACCAUACUUGAUCAGCAUAUGAGACCGGCGGUUAUAAUCUAUUGUCCCAGACCGGCGUAUAGGACCAAAAUGUGAGACCAGCUUUCAAGGUGAACAUUAGAAUCUACUGUCUGUGACUGGAGUACAACACCUACCUGCAUAUGAGACCAACUUAUGAGACAGAGUUACGAUCUAUCAUCCUCGAAGAGUGUACAUGAUGACUUAAAGCUUUCGUGACUACGGGAAUUCAUAUUCUUUGGGUCUUUCGGUAAAGCACGUCGAUAGGUUAUUUUAUUUGAACCUAUCUACGUGACUUUACCGAAAGACCCAAAGAAUAGUGUACGUGAUCUACACAUGGGAUUAGUAUACGAGAACAACACGCUUAUGUACGGUCUGAAUGCAGUAUGCAAGACCAACAUAAUCUACUCUCUCAUACUACUGUGCAAGACUUACAUGUGUGACCAGAAUAAGAGAGCGCAUUGUAAUCCAUUGUCUUGGACUAUAGCGCAGAGACCAGCUAUAGAAACCAGCUGCUGGUUUCACUUCAACCCACAGCCGCUGAAAUAAAGCAACAGCAAAACAAAUGUUUCUCUGCAACACAACUAAUCAAUCUGUGCCGUGGCUGGGGGCUAUUUUGGUAACAUCUGAAGAGCAGUAUUUAUCCUGCAGCGCGGUUCGUUUCUACGUUGCGUGCCUUCAUGUUGCGUGUGCAUUGCGUGUAGGGAGAUGAAAUCAGGCGCACGUGGGAGUGAGAUGGAUCGCAGCUGCCCGGGAUGGGGAUUGAUGGUGUACCGAUGUAAAACGGCUUCACCCCUCCCAAUAGGGAUCGCCAUUGGCCCGCGUUCAUGAGAUGCAUAGUUUGUGAAGCACUUACCUGAUGAAAACAUGUCCCGUUCACAACAAAUUCUACUUUAGCCUGAACGUGAUCACCGUUAUAACUAUACACCUUUCACCACGCUGGUCGGCGCGGGUUGGUAAAACAUGCCAAUGUGCGUGUGUGUUCCCAAACUUGUGGCAAAUCAACGAAGCCAUGGGUUUGAGUUGUUUGCUCAGGAUGUGAAUCUGGCCUUUUGACUUAAUCUAAAAAAAACUACGGCAAACCAUUUGAAUCCGCCCUUGUGAAAUGUGGCGAACUUGCAUUCGGAUCGUAGGCGUGUGCGGGUAGCAGCGAUUGGUCCUUGAGGGUUAACGUUUUCGGGGCUCAUCUUUGUUCCAGGGCCACGUGAUUGCCCUGGGAAAAUUGUGAGUUUCCCAAACGGCGGCCGUGGCAGGGGUUUAAUGUUCUGGUCAGAUCACCGUAGCAGGCAGUGUCUCGAUCACAGCCACCGCCGAGAUGUUUCUCGCCUUCUCUCAUCCGUUAUCACUGCUGCCGAUUCAUUCAUCUCGUGUCCACCCUGCCGUACCAACUUCGGUCAAUCAAAUCAUUCGUGGGCGCAAAGGCACCGAUGCUUAAAUCGCCAGCCGCGGCGCGGCUCCUCUGGCAGGCGACAACGGGAGCAGGCGAGGCGUUCUGAUCCUAACGUUGCUUCUUAGGGGCCAUCCAUUUAGUAGGUACGCAAACAUCUGUCAAAACUUGACCCCUCUCCCCCUCCCUGUACGCACG
Petromyzon marinus (sea lamprey) is the source of this 3800-nucleotide messenger RNA. It is a transcript of the gene LMCD1, whose product is annotated as LIM and cysteine rich domains 1. Gene Ontology annotation, molecular function: zinc ion binding. The record is from RefSeq and is a predicted model, not a curated record. NCBI's taxonomy places the organism in Eukaryota, Metazoa, Chordata, Hyperoartia, Petromyzontiformes, Petromyzontidae.